Nelumbo nucifera (sacred lotus) is the source of this 1117-nucleotide messenger RNA. RefSeq names its product V-type proton ATPase 16 kDa proteolipid subunit. Gene Ontology annotation, molecular function: proton-transporting ATPase activity, rotational mechanism. NCBI's taxonomy places the organism in Eukaryota, Viridiplantae, Streptophyta, Magnoliopsida, Proteales, Nelumbonaceae. The record is from RefSeq and is a predicted model, not a curated record. Gene Ontology annotation, cellular component: proton-transporting V-type ATPase, V0 domain. Gene Ontology annotation, biological process: proton transmembrane transport.
AAAGCCCAGUCCAGUAAUUGACUAAACCACCACCACCACCACCACCACGUACACGUAUAGCCCAUUAUCACGCUUCAGGCUCAAGCGUCAGUUCAUGUGAUUUAUAAAGCUCCCUCGUUGAUUUUUAUCUCCAUCAACCUUGUGAGAUUAGAUUUAACGCUCGCCGGAGAGAGGGGGAGAGAAGCAACUCCAAAUCUCUCCAAUUCGUAGAUCCGAUCGUGGUAGCUGCAAAUCCUCCCUCGAAAAUGUCUUCUACGUUCAGCGGAGAUGAAACUGCUCCAUUUUUUGGCUUCCUCGGCGCUGCAGCUGCCCUUGUUUUCUCCUGUAUGGGAGCUGCUUAUGGAACGGCGAAGAGUGGUGUUGGUGUGGCCUCCAUGGGUGUUAUGAGGCCAGAGCUGGUCAUGAAAUCAAUAGUUCCCGUUGUUAUGGCUGGAGUGCUGGGUAUUUAUGGAUUGAUUAUUGCUGUUAUAAUCAGUACUGGAAUAAACCCCAAGGCCAAGUCUUAUUACCUUUUUGAUGGUUACGCGCAUCUUUCAUCUGGCCUGGCUUGUGGUCUUGCUGGGCUUUCUGCUGGAAUGGCGAUCGGAAUUGUUGGUGAUGCUGGUGUUAGAGCGAAUGCACAACAACCCAAGCUCUUUGUUGGGAUGAUUCUUAUCCUCAUCUUUGCUGAAGCUCUUGCCCUCUAUGGCCUUAUAGUUGGCAUCAUCCUGUCCUCACGAGCUGGCCAAUCCAGAGCAGACUAAGAAGUGAAACGCUUCCUGCUAAUUGUUCCUAUAUCGUUUAUUGGAAUUUUGAAAUCAUUUCAAAACCUCAAAAUUCUUUAGUCGUUAUCAAUGGUAGUUCAGCACAUGCAUCGUUCUAUAGGGGGAUGUGGAUUGCUUCACGACCUUCCUUGGUUAGUUGCUUCGUCCCUCGUGCUGUUCUUCCCAAAUAAAGCCUUUGGAUCUGUUUCUUUUCGUUUAUCUAUUGCUGUAGUUCGCUGAUAUUAGACCUUACUGCUGUAGUUUGCAGAAUACUGUGGUGUUAUGUAAUAUUGAAUAGAAGCUGUAUUGUUUUCGAAGUGCUUCGUUUUUUUUUCCCUUUUGGAUAAAUAAAGUGCUUCGUUUUCAAUUUCCUA